CUACAAUUAGUGUGACAAGCUGUAGGAUUGGUAAUCCGCCAUUCAGGGCUCAAUUCCCUGCUCGGUCCGAUUAUCUUUUUUUUCCGACCCGGAACACAGCUAAGACAUUUAUUUUCUCGAUUUACUUAAUACAUUGCCGCUACAAAUGCGUUUACAAUUAGCUUUCACGGUCCAGACCGACCGAUAAUAUACCAGACAAUUUAUGAUUGCUCAGACUACAAACGUAGUCCAAGCCACGAUGGCGUUGAUAGCUCUGGGUUUCUUUAAACAACACAAAGAGCCAGGUUCAUACCAGCACGUGAACCAGCUAUAUGGGCAUCUUGCCCCUCAAACCCUGUCUUUUCAGUCUACGAAUUUCCGCCUCCCCGGGAGUAGCUCUUCAUGUAGGCGAACCGGAAGCCGGCUGCAAGCCAUGCCGAACAAGCCGGCAGCAAGUCAUGCCGAACAAGCCAAAGAUUGGUACUAGAUGCAUAUACUCAAAAGCUUGACAGAGACACAUAGUACGCGUUUUUUCCCCAAAUUUAUUUGCAGAAGCCAGGUUAGCUAUACCUGUGAUACAGCUACAACAGUUAUGAGCAACUUU
This is a messenger RNA of Babjeviella inositovora NRRL Y-12698, 583 nucleotides long. RefSeq lists its product as uncharacterized. The transcript has a single exon. The record is from RefSeq and is a predicted model, not a curated record. Lineage: Eukaryota; Fungi; Ascomycota; Pichiomycetes; Serinales. The coding region runs from base 239 to 466 and encodes 75 amino acids.